AUGUGCAACUCUGGGGGCACAUGCACCAGCUUCCUCAUCAGCUACUGGUCCACUGCUGUUAAUGGAUAUAUCCUGACCAAAAGAGGGAGGAGGGGGAGGGAGGCGGAAGGGCAGAGGGAGGAGGGGGAGGGAGGACAGAGGGAGGUGGGAGGGCAGAGGAAGGAGGGAGGACAGAGGGAGGAGGGAGGACAGAGGGAGGAGGGAGGACAGAGGGAGGCGGGAGGGCAGAGGGAGGAGGGGGAGGGAGGACAGAGGGAGGCAGGAGGGCAGAGGGAGGAGGGAGGACAGAGGGAGGAGGGAGGACAGAGGGAGGAGGGAGGACAGAGGGAGGCGGGAGGGCAGAGGGAGGCAGGAGGGCAGAGGGAGGAGGGAGGACAGAGGGAGGCAGGAGGGCAGAGGGAGGAGGGAGGACAGAGGGAGGCAGGAGGCAGAGGGAGGAGGGAGGACAGAGGGAGGCAGGAGGGCAGAGGGAGGAGGGAGGACAGAGGGAGGCAGGAGGGCAGAGGGAGGAGGGAGCACAGAGGGAGGGAGGAGGGAGCACAGAGGGAGGGAGGAGGGCAGAGGGAGGAGGGAGCACAGAGGGAGACAGGAGGGCAGAGGGAGGAGGGAGCACAGAGGGAGGCAGGAGGGCAGAGGGAGGAGGGAGCACAGAGGGAGGCAGGAGGGCAAGGGAGGAGGGAGCACAGAGGGAGGCCGGAGGACAGAGGGAGGAGGGAGGCAGGAGGACAGAGGGAGGAGGGAGGACAGAGGGAGGAGGGAGGACAGAGGGAGGAGGGAGGACAGAGGGAGGAGGGAGGCAGUAGGACAGAGGGAGGAGGGAGGCAGGAGGACAGAGGGAGGAGGGAGGACAGAGGGAGGAGGGAGGACAGAGGGAGGAGGGAGGACAGAGGGAGGAGGGAGGGCAGAGGAGAAGCAGGGAGAGGAGCAGAGGAUGGAGAGGAGCAGAGGAGGGAGAGGAGCAGAGGAGAGAGAGGAGCAGAGGAGGGAGAGGAGCAGAGGAGGGAGAGGAACAGAGGAGGAGAGGAGGGGGACGAGGAGGAUGAGGUGGACAGAGACGAGGGGGCAGUAGGAGGAGGCGGACAGAGGGAGGAGGGAGUCGGACAGAGGGAGAAAGGGGCCGGAGGAGGAGUCGGACAGAGGGAGAAGGGGGCCGGAGGAGGAGUCGGACAGAGGGAGAAGGGGGCCGGAGGAGGAGUCGGACAGAGGGAGAAGGGGGCCGGAGGAGGAGUCGGACAGAGGGAGAAGGGGCCGGAGGAGGAGUCGGACAGAGGGAGAAGGGGCCGGAGGAGGAGUCGGACAGAGGGAGAAGGGAGCCGGAGGAGGAGUCGGACAGAGGGAGAAGGGGGCCGGAGGAGGAGUCGGACAGAGGGAGAAGGGGGCCGGAGGAGGAGUCGGACAGAGGGAGAAGGGGGCCGGAGGAGGAGUCGGACAGAGGGAGAAGGGGCCGGAGGAGGAGUCGGACAGAGGGAGAAGGGGGCCGGAGGAGGAGUCGGGCAGAGGGAGAAGGGGGCCAGAGGAGGAGUCGGACAGAGGGAGAAGGGGGCCGGAGGAGGAGUCGGACAGAGGGAGAAGGGGCCGGAGGAGGAGUCGGACAGAGAGGAGGGGGCAGUAGGAGGAGGCGGACAGAGGGAGGAGGGAGUCGGACAGAGGGAGAAGGGGGCCGGAGAAGGAGUCGGACAGAGGGAGAAGGGGGCCGGAGGAGGAGUCGGACAGAGGGAGAAGGGGGCCGGAGGGGGAGUCGGACAGAGGGAGAAGGGGGCCGGAGGAGGAGUCGGACAGAGGGAGAAGGGGGCCGGAGGAGGAGUCGGACAGAGGGAGAAGGGGGCCGGAGGAGGAGUCGGACAGAGGGAGAAGGGGGCCGGAGAGGAGUCGGACAGAGGGAGAAGGGGGCCGGAGGAGGACUCGGACAGAGGGAGAAGGGGCCGGAGGAGGAGUCGCACAGAGGGAGAAGGGGCCGGUGGAGGAGUCGGACAGAGGGAGAAGGGGCCGGAGAAGGAGUCGGACAGAGCGCGAAGGGCCGGAGGAGGAGUGGGACAGAGUGAGAAGGGGCCGGAGGAGGAGUCGGACAGAGGGAGAAGGGGCCGGAGGAGGAGUCGGACAGAGGGCGAAGGGGCCGGAGGAGGAGUCGGACAGAGGGAGAAGGGGGCAGGAGGAGGAGCUGUACAGAGGGAGAAGGGGGCAGGAGGAGGAGCUGGACAGAAGGAGAAGGGGGCAGGAGGAGGAGCUAGACAGAGGGAGAAGGGGGCAGGAGGGGAAGGGUGGAGGGGGCAGGAGGUGGAGGCAGAGAUAGGGUGGAGUGGACUGGAGGUGGAGGCGGAGAUAGGGAGGAGGGGGCAGGAGGAUGAGGCAGACAGAGGGAGGAGGGGGCAGGAGGAUGAGGCGGACAGAGGGAGAAGGAGGCAGGAGGAGGAGGCGGACAGAGGGAGAAGGGGGCAGGAGAAGGAGGCGGACAGAGUGAGAUGGGGGCAGGAGGAGGAGGCGGACAGAGUGAGACAGGGGCAGGAGGAGGAGGCGGACAGAGGGAGACGGGGGCAGGAGGAGGAGGCGGAGAGAGGGAGACGGGGGCAGGAGGAGGAGGCGGACAGCGGGAGACAGGGGCAGGAGGAGGAGGCGGACAGAGGGAGACAGGGGCAGGAGGAGGAUGCGGACAGAGGGAGACAGGGGCAGGAGGAGGAGGCUGACAGCGGGAGACAGGGGCAGGAGGAGGAGGCGGACAGCGGGAGACAGGGGCAGGAGGAGGAGGCGGACAGAGGGAGACAGGGGCAGGAGGAGGAGGCGGACAGAGGGAGACAGGGGCAGGAGGAGGAGGCUGGCAGGGGAGAAAGGGGCAGGAGGAGGAGGCGGACAGGGGAGAAGGGGGCAGUAGGAGGAGGCGGACAGGGGAUAAGGGGGCAGGAGGAGGAGGCGGAUAGGGGAGAAGGGGGCAGGAGGAGGAGGUGGACAGAGGGAGAAGGGGCAGGAGGAGGUGGUGGUUGUUGGGAUGUUUACGGGGGACGAAACAGCAAAGGUCAUCAGUCGCCCAAUUCCAAAAACAGGCGAGCCGAAAAUUUGCGGAGCAGAGAGAAAAGGGGUCAGGAGGAGGAGGAGGAGGAGGAGGAGGACAGAGCGAGGAGGGGUCAGGAGGAGGAGGAGGAGGAGGAGGAGGAGGUGGACAGAGUGAGGAGGGGUCAGGAGGAGGAGGAGGAGAAGGAGGAGGAGGAGGAGGAGGAGGAGGUGGACAGAGCGAGGAGGGGUCAGGAGGAUGAGGAGGAGGAGGAGGUGGACAGAGCAAGGAGGGGUCAGGAGGAGGAGGAGGAGGAGGAGGAGGAGGAGGAGGAGGAGGAGGAGGAGGAGGAGGAGGAGGAGGAGGAGGAGGUGGACAGGGCGAGGAGGGGUCAGGAGGAGGAGGAGGAGGAGCAGGAGGAGGAGGAGGAGGAGGAGGAGGUGGACAGAGCGAGGAGGGGUCAGGAGGAGGAGGAGGAGGAGGAGGAGGAGGAGGAGGAGGAGGAGGUGGACAGAGCGAGGAGGGGUCAGGAGGAGGAGGAGGAGGAGGAGGAGGCGGACAGAGUGGAGAAGGGGCAGGACGAGGAGGCGGACAGAGUGGAGAAGGGGCAGGAGGAGGAGGCGGACAGAGUGGAGAAGGGGCAGGAGGAGGAGGCGGACAGAGUGGUGAAGGGGCAGGAGGAGGAGGCGGACAGAGGGGACAGGAAGAGGAUGUGGGCACGGGGAGGAGGGGGCAGGGGGAGGAGGGGGCAGGGGGAGGAGGGGGCAGGGGGAGGAGGGGGCAGGGGGAGGAGGGGGCAGGGGCUGAGGAGGGGGCAGGGGGAGGAGGUGGACAGAGGGAGGAGGGGGCAGGAGGAGGAGGUGGACAGAGGGAGGAGGGGGCAGGAGGAGGAGGUGGACAGAGGGAGGAGGGGACAGGAGGAGGAGGUGGACAGAGGGAGGAGGGGGCAGGAUUUGGAGGUGGACAGAGGGAGGAGGGGGCAGGAGGAGGAGGUGGUGGACAGAGGGAGGAGUGGGCAGGAGGAGGAGGUGGACAGAGGGAGGAGGGGGCAGGAGGAGGAGGUGGACAGAGGGAGGAGGUGGACAGAGGGAGGAGGUGGACAGAGGGAGGAGGUGGACAGAGGGAGGAGGUGGACAGAGGGAGGAGGUGGACAGAGGGAGGAGGGGGCAGGAGGAGGAGGUGGACAGAGGGAGGAGGGGGCAGGAGGAGGAGGUGGACAGAGGGAGGAAGCGUUGGACAAAGGGAGGAGAGGGCAGGAGGAGGAGGUUGACGGAGAAGUGGGCAGGAGGAGGAGGUGGACAGAGGGAGGAGGUGAACAGAGGGAGGAGGGGGCAGGAGGAGGAGGGGGCAGGAGGAGGAGGGGGCAUGAGGAGGAGGGGGCAGGAGGAGGAGGGGGCAGGAGGAGGAGGGGACAGGUGGAGGAGGGGGCAGGAGGAGGAGGGGGCAGGAGGAGGAGAGGGCAGGAGGAGAAGGGGGCAGGAGGAGGAGGUGGACAGAGGGAGGAGGUGGACAGUGGGAGAAGGGGGCAGGAGGAGGAGGUGGACAGAGGGAGAAGGGAGCAAGAGGAGGAGGUGGACAGAAGGAGAAGGGAGCAAGAGGAGGAGGUGGACAGAGGGAGAAGGGAGCAAGAGGAGGAGGUGGACAGAGGGAGGAGGUGGACAGAGGGAGGAGGUGGACUGAGGGAGGAGGUGGACACAGGGAGGAGGUGGACAGAGGGAGGAGGUGGACAGAGGGAGGAGGGGGCAGGAGGAGGAGGUGGACAGAGGGAGGAGGGGGCAGGAGGAGGAGGUGGACAGAGGGAGGAAGAGUUGGACAAAGGGAGGAGAGGGCAAGAGGAGGAGGUUGACGGAGAAGUGGGCAGGAGGAGGAGGUGGACAGAGGGAGGAGGGGGCAGGAGGAGGAGGGGGCAGGAGGAGGAGGAGGAGGAGGAGGAGGAGGAGGAGGAGGAGGAGGUGGACAGAGCGAGGAGGGGUCAGGAGGAGGAGGAGGAGGAGGAGGAGGCGGACAGAGUGGAGAAGGGGCAGGACGAGGAGGCGGACAGAGUGGAGAAGGGGCAGGAGGAGGAGGCGGACAGAGUGGAGAAGGGGCAGGAGGAGGAGGCGGACAGAGUGGUGAAGGGGCAGGAGGAGGAGGCGGACAGAGGGGACAGGAAGAGGAUGUGGGCACGGGGAGGAGGGGGCAGGGGGAGGAGGGGGCAGGGGGAGGAGGGGGCAGGGGGAGGAGGGGGCAGGGGGAGGAGGGGGCAGGGGCUGAGGAGGGGGCAGGGGGAGGAGGUGGACAGAGGGAGGAGGGGGCAGGAGGAGGAGGUGGACAGAGGGAGGAGGGGGCAGGAGGAGGAGGUGGACAGAGGGAGGAGGGGGCAGGAGGAGGAGGUGGACAGAGGGAGGAGGGGGCAGGAUUUGGAGGUGGACAGAGGGAGGAGGGGGCAGGAGGAGGAGGUGGUGGACAGAGGGAGGAGUGGGCAGGAGGAGGAGGUGGACAGAGGGAGGAGGGGGCAGGGGGAGGAGGGGGCAGGGGCUGAGGAGGGGGCAGGGGGAGGAGGUGGACAGAGGGAGGAGGGGGCAGGAGGAGGAGGUGGACAGAGGGAGGAGGGGGCAGGAGGAGGAGGUGGACAGAGGGAGGAGGGGGCAGGAUUAGGAGGUGGACAGAGGGAGGAGGGGGCAGGAGGAGGAGGUGGUGGACAGAGGGAGGAGGUGGACAGAGGGAGGAGGGGACAGGAGGAGGAGUUGGACAGAGGGAGGAGAAGUUGGACAAAGGGAGGAGAGGGCAGGAGGAGGAGGUUGACGGAGAAGUGGGCAGGAGGAGGAGGUGGACAGAGGGAGGAGGUGAACAGAGGGAGGAGGGGGAAGGAGGAGGAGGUGGACAGAGGGAGGAGGUGGACAGAGGGAGGAGGGGGCAGUUGGAGGAGGUGGACAGAGGGAGGAGGGGGCAGGAGGAGGAGGUGGACAGAGGGAGGAGGGGGCAGGAGGACGAGGUGGACAGAGGGAGGAGGGGGCAGGAGGAGGAGGUGGGCAGAGGGAGGAGGAGGUGGACAGAGGGAGGAGAAGUUGGACAAAGGGAGGAGAGGGCAGGAGGAGGAGGUUGACGGAGAAGUGGGCAGGAGGAGGAGGUGGACAGAGGGAGGAGGUGAACAGAGGGAGGAGGGGGAAGGAGGAGGAGGUGGACAGAGGGAGGAGGGGGCAGGAGGACGAGGUGGACAGAGGGAGGAGGGGGCAGGAGGAGGAGGUGGGCAGAGGGAGGAGGAGGUGGACAGAGCGAGGAGGAGUUGGACAAAGGGAGGAGAGGGCAGGAGGAGGAGGUUGACGGAGAAGUGGGCAGGAGGAGGAGGUGGACAGAGGGAGGAGGGGCAGGAGGAGGAGGUGGACAGAGGGAGGAGGUGGACAGAGGGAGGAGGUGGACAGAGGGAGGAGGUGGACAGAGGGAGGAGGUGGACAGAGGGAGGAGGUGGACAGAGGGAGGAGGUGGACAGAGGGAGGAGGGGGCAGGAGGAGGAGGUGGACAGAGGGAGGAGGGGGCAGGAGGAGGAGGUGGACAGAGGGAGGAAGCGUUGGACAAAGGGAGGAGAGGGCAGGAGGAGGAGGUUGACGGAGAAGUGGGCAGGAGGAGGAGGUGGACAGAGGGAGGAGGUGAACAGAGGGAGGAGGGGGCAGGAGGAGGAGGGGGCAGGAGGAGGAGGGGGCAUGAGGAGGAGGGGGCAGGAGGAGGAGGGGGCAGGAGGAGGAGGGGACAGGUGGAGGAGGGGGCAGGAGGAGGAGGGGGCAGGAGGAGGAGAGGGAGGAGGAGGUGGACAGAGGGAGAAGGGAGCAAGAGGAGGAGGUGGACAGAAGGAGAAGGGAGCAAGAGGAGGAGGUGGACAGAGGGAGAAGGGAGCAAGAGGAGGAGGUGGACAGAGGGAGAAGGGAGCAAGAGGAGGAGGUGGACAGAGGGAGAAGGGAGCUAGAGGAGGAGGUGGACAGAGGGAGAAGGGAGCAAGAGGAGGUGGUGGACAGAGGGAGAAGGGAGCAAGAGGAGGAGGUGGACAGAGGGAGAAGGGAGCAAGAGGGAGAAGGGAGCCAGAGGAGGAGGUGGACAGAGGGAGAAGGGAGAAGGGAGCAAGAGGAGGAGGUGGACAGAGGGAGAAGGGAGAAAGAGAAGGAGGAGGUAGACAGAGCUUAAUAGGUCUUAAUUGUUCUUAG
Schistocerca serialis cubense is the source of this 7158-nucleotide messenger RNA. RefSeq lists its product as uncharacterized. Bases 1 to 7158 code for a protein of 2385 amino acids. NCBI's taxonomy places the organism in Eukaryota, Metazoa, Arthropoda, Insecta, Orthoptera, Acrididae. The record is from RefSeq and is a predicted model, not a curated record. The transcript is spliced from 9 exons.